CAUUUUCUUCUUCGUCAGCCUCCCUUCCACCGCCAUAUUGGGCGACUAAGAAAAGGGGGCUCGCCUUUUCGGGGUGUUCUUCUCCCCGUCCCCUCUUUCUCAUCCCCCCCUCUGCGACCCUGACGCCGGCCAGGUUUGGAGAGCCGCUCGGUUCGCGGGGACCCGCGGGCUUGCACCGGCCUGGACCCGGACGGGCUCGGCCGCCCCCCGCCUCUCGCCUCUCCCCUCCCCUCCCCGCCCUCCCGCUCGCCGGGACACUUGAUCGGCGGAGACUCGGGGCUGCCUGGCCGGGGCUUCCCCCUCACCCCUCCCUCGACCCAGCGCGCUCCUGACGUUCGCCAGUUACUCGUUGGGGUUUGUUUCUCUUGGCUCCCAGGGCAGUCGCAGGGCUUAUAAGAGCAGCAGUUCGGGGCUGGGUCGGGGCGUUUUGUUUUGUUCGGUUUUGUUUUCCGAGCGAGAGAGAGAGAGAGAGAGAGAGAGAGAGAGCGAGAGCGAGAGAGCGAGAGAGAGGCGGUCGUCCAGACCUGGGAGGAAGAUGUCAACCGUGCGAGUGUCUAACGGGAGCCCGAGCCUGGAGCGGAUGGACGCCCGACAGGCCGAGUACCCCAAGCCCUCCGCCUGCAGAAACCUCUUCGGCCCCGUGGACCACGAAGAGUUGACCCGGGACUUGGAGAGGCACUGCCGAGACAUGGAAGAGGCGAGCCAGCGCAAGUGGAAUUUUGAUUUCAAGAAUCACAAGCCCCUGGAGGGCAGAUACGAGUGGCAGGAGGUGGAGAAGGGCAGCUUGCCCGAGUUCUACUACCGAGCCCCGCGGCCGCCCAAAGGCGCCGGUAAGGUGCCCGCGCCGGAGAGCCAGGAUGUCAGCGGGAGCCGCCCGGCGGCGCCUCUCGUCGGGGCCCCGGCGACCUCCGAGGACGCGCACUUGGGGGAGCCAAAGACUGAUGCGUCGGACGGCCAGCCGGGCUUAGCGGAGCCGUGCGCCGGGAUGCGGAAGCGACCUGCCGCCGACGAUGCCUCUUCUCAAAACAAAAGAACCAACAGAACAGAUGAAAAUGUGUCAGACGGUUCCCCGAACGCGGGCUCCGUGGAGCAGACGCCCAAGAAGCCGGGCCUCCGAAAACGUCAAACAAUUGAGAGUAUGUUUCCUUGUUUAUCAGACAUCUCACUGCUUGGCGAAGCAAGGAAGAUAUGAAUUAAACAUUUUAAAUACAUAUCGCUGACUCCAUGGAAUGGAUGUCCUGUAUAAGCACUGAAAAGGAACAACACAAUAACACUAAAAUUUUAGGCACUCUUAAGUGAUCUGCCUCUAAAAGCAUUGGAUGUAGCAUCGUGCAAUUAGGUUUUUCCUUAUUUGCUUCAUUGUACUACCUGUGUAUAUAGUUUUUAGCUUUUAUGUAGCAUAUAAACUUUGGGGAAGGGAGGGGAGGGUGGGGAGGGUGGAGCUGAGGAAUUGGCUUUGGUAGGUAUGAAGAGCUUGCUUCGAUUUAGAGCAAGGAGAAAAUUAUUUGACUUAACAUGAAGAGAAGCAGUUUAAGGAAGGGGUUUGAAUUGUUUUCUUUAAAGAUGUAAUGUCCCUUUCAGUGAAAACUGAUAACUUCGUUUUAAAAAUCAUCCAAAUUUGAACACUGGCUACAAAUAAUUGCUAUUUAUUUUUUACAUGAAGCUAUUUUUUCAUUUGGGAGCUCUGAUGAUUCCGUUAUGUAGCAGUAAAUGGCUUUUUUUUUUUUUUAAACAACAAAAAACUGUCCUUCUCAGUACUCCCCUUAAAAUUGGAAUUUACCAGUUAAUUAUUUAGCAGCUAGGUAAUCACUCCAGGUAAUUAUAGGCAAAAAAAUAAAAAUAAAAAUAAAUGGAGGGGGGAGUCUGAAUGCUCAGAAUCAACCAUCUAAUUUUUACCAGAUUUGUUGAGAAAAUUUCUGAAUUUUCUUUUCACUUUGGGAUAUGUAGACACAGUCAAAAUAAUUCUAAAUCCUUGGAUAUUUUUUAAAAGAUCUGUAAGUAAUUUCACAUGAAAAAUAAUGAAAUAAUUUUAAAUUUAAAGUUUCUUAUUCUCUUUGCUAAUUUGCCCAAAGGAAAGUAGUGUUUUAAGAGGUAAGUGUGUAUACAAAAAGCCCGUCUAUAAGUGAAAUGGAUACUACAUCUUUAAACAGUAUUUUUCAUUUCCUGUGUAUGUGUAUGAAACAAAACCAUUUCAAGUGUACCUGUGUACAUAACUCUGUAAAGACACUGAAAAAUUAUACUAACUUAUUUAUGUUAAAAAAGAUUUUUUUUUUUAAUCUAGACAAUAUACAAGCCAAAGUGGCAUGUUUUGUGCAUUUGUAAAUGCUGUAUUGGGUAGAAUAGAUUUUUCCCCCUUCUUCUGUUAAAUAAUAUGGCUGUGCUUAAAAGGUUGCAUACUGAGCCAAGUAUAAUUUUUUGUAAUGUGUGAAAAGAUCCAAUUAUUGUUACAUAUCAAACAAUCAAUAAAGAAAGCUUCCAUAGCUAUUCAUUGA
Eptesicus fuscus (big brown bat) is the source of this 2492-nucleotide messenger RNA. RefSeq names its product cyclin dependent kinase inhibitor 1B (gene CDKN1B). Gene Ontology annotation, molecular function: cyclin-dependent protein serine/threonine kinase inhibitor activity; protein-folding chaperone binding. NCBI's taxonomy places the organism in Eukaryota, Metazoa, Chordata, Mammalia, Chiroptera, Vespertilionidae. Gene Ontology annotation, biological process: G1/S transition of mitotic cell cycle; regulation of cell cycle; negative regulation of cell population proliferation. The coding region runs from base 536 to 1192 and encodes 218 amino acids. The record is from RefSeq and is a predicted model, not a curated record. Gene Ontology annotation, cellular component: nucleus; cytoplasm. The transcript is spliced from 3 exons.